GGAAGAGGCGAGAAGUCCCCGGGGGCGAUCAGUGAGCGAUUACGUCGCCAUGCACCAACGCGCAUCCCCGCAAAAAGACCCGCCUGAGUCAUCUCGACUCAUCCACACAAGGAGCCACAAGUGGGCUGGUGCCCAUCCGAGCGGUUUGGCGGGGUAGAUUGAUAAGGAAAAAGUCCCCGCGAGCAGGAGAGAUAUCGGUAGCACCGAGCAGUGAAAGUAACCCAGAGUCUGCUUGUCUUGCUCAACAAAAAGACCAAUUCUUCAGGGCCUUUUUUCCAAAAAUAAAAGAACCGCCACUCCUUCACGGCAAGCCUCCAGCCAAACCCUCUAUCUUUCGGAGCACCUCUCCGCAACCGCCACCAUGGUGAUCCAGCAACCGUCCAACCAGAUCAAGCUCACCAACGUCUCACUAGUCCGCCUAAAAAAGGGCAAGAAGCGGUUCGAAAUAGCCUGCUACAAGAACAAGGUGCUAGAAUGGCGGUCCGGGAUCGAGACGGACCUAGACAACGUGCUACAAAUCCCGUCCGUGUUCCUGAACGUGUCCAAGGGCCAGACGGCGCCGUCGGCCGAGCUGGCCAAGGCCUUCGGCAAGGACACGCCGGUGGACGACAUCAUCCUGGAGAUCCUGCGCAAGGGCGAGAUGCAGGUCGGGGAGAAGGAGCGCACGGCGCAGCUGGAGCGCGUGCACAACGAGGUCAUCUCCAUCGUGGCCAGCAAGCUGGUCGACCCGCGCACCAAGCGCGUCUACACGUCGGGCAUGAUCGACAAGGCCCUCGACAUGCUCAGCUCGAUGGCGCACCAACAGCAACAACAAGACAAAGACAACGCCAAAAACAACAACAAUAACAACGACAGCAAUACUGGCAACAACCCCGGCGCGGCGGGCACCCCGGCGACGGGCGAGGCCGGCGAGAGCAAGCCGCGGCCGACGUGGACGGGGGUGUCGGCGAACAAGAGCGCCAAGUCGCAGGCGCUGGACGCGAUGAAGGCGCUGAUCGCGCACCAGCCGAUCCCCGUGGCGCGCGCCCGCAUGCGGCUGCGCAUCACCUGCCCGACCAGCGUGCUGAAGCAGGCCGUCAAGGCGCCCAAGGGAGCAGCGAGCGGGAAGGAUGCGGAAGGAGGGGACGGGGAACAAAAAGCGCCCGGGACGGUCAAGGACAAGAUCAUCAGCUUCAUCGAGCAGGUCGAGAAUCAGGAUGUCAUGGGUUCCGAAUGGGAGAUCGUCGGAUUCGUGGAACCGGGAGCCUACAAGGGACUGUCUGACUUCGUGGGAGGCGAGACGAAAGGGCAGGGGAGAGUCGAGGUUCUCGACAUGACGGUCACGCAUGAAGAAUAACGGCUGUAUCCCGGAUACCCCUUUUCCUGAUCAUCUCGGUUUAUGUAGGCGUUUGGUGUCCCAAAAGAGAAAAAGCAGGUAGCGAAUUCAUCACUCAACAUGGCACAUGCCAAUUUGUCACAAAUCAUUCCUUUUCAUGUCCGCGCCUGUAUUGUCAUGCUGUGAAUCAUGGUGGUUCCCUUUAGCGACCCCGCGAGCUCCCCAACGAAUUGCCGAGAUAUUCGCAAGGUAAUAAAAAUCAACCCGUCCCGUCCAUGACCACCCCUUAGCCUUGGGAUAACACCGCCAGAAAGCCAAGCACAGCAGUGUCAAAGAAUCCGCACGCCAGAGAAACCCACUUAACCACC
This is a messenger RNA of Chaetomium fimeti, 1683 nucleotides long. RefSeq names its product SBDS protein C-terminal domain-containing protein. The coding region runs from base 362 to 1336 and encodes 324 amino acids. The transcript has a single exon. NCBI's taxonomy places the organism in Eukaryota, Fungi, Ascomycota, Sordariomycetes, Sordariales, Chaetomiaceae. The record is from RefSeq and is a predicted model, not a curated record. Gene Ontology annotation, biological process: cytosolic ribosome assembly; ribosome biogenesis.